CACAAAACACCAAAGCUACAAUGUCGCCCUUCAACCAUUGUAGAAAUAUUGUUAGAACAGAUCUAUGUCAUUUUACAAGGAAGCAGAUCCUUCGUCUUUACCUUUAAAGUAACUGUCAACUCUUGCACCACUUACUAAAGGAGAGUAGGAAGCGUCUGGUGCAGUCACAUACACGAAUUAUGGCGAGCCUACUAAACCCUGGAAGAGUGCACCGCGUUUUGUCGGAGCGGAGCACAAGCAAUUCUGUUCCACCAGUCAAUUCCCAUAGUCGGAACGUAUGCAGUCACCACCAUACAUUUGGAGCCGGGCCUCAAGCAAGAUCUCCAUCACGCAAUGUGGAGGCUCGUGGCAUUAGGCGUACCCCCGUUGUGACGCCCGACAUUCAGAUAGGGCAAGGCGAAGACGCGAUCCAAAUGGACCUUUACCGAUACUUGCUUACAAACCGUAUCAUCUUCGUCGGCGGCUAUAUCAACGACAAGGUGGCCACGCAAAUCGUGGGGUCACUGCUGGCGCUUGAGGCUGUCGAUGAAACCGAAGACAUCCGGAUAUACAUCAAUUCGCCAGGCGGUCAGCCCUACUCGGUGCUGGGGGUGGUGGACGCCAUCCAGUCCAUCAAGCCCGACGUGCAGACGGUGGCGCUGGGCGCCUGCUACAGCUACUCCAGCCUGCUGCUGGCUGCCGGCACCAAGGGCAAGCGCUACGCCAUGAAGAACACGCGCAUCAUGAUGACGCAGCCCAUGGGCGGCUCCCAGGGCGAUAUCUACCAGGUCAAGAAGACGGUGGAGGAGCUCAACGCGCUGUACCAGCUGUUUUGCCGCUACUACAUGAAGUUCACGGGCAUGAGCCAGGAUGAGGUGGAAAAGGCGACCAGCCGGGACAACUUCCUGACGCCCGAGGAGGCCAAGAUGGAGGGCCUUAUCGACGAGAUCAUUCGCGGCAAGGGCGACUACACGGUCCCCCCCUCCAUGGUGCGGCGCAUGCGUGAGGUGGGGCUGGUGGACGACCUCACCCCCGGGCCCUUCUACAAGGUCACGUGCGACUGAGGGGGGAAAUAAUACAAGAAAUGCAAACAACUUAAGUCCCAAUCCCAUAUCCCGACUCAUGCAGUGAGUGCAUUC
Messenger RNA from Astrephomene gubernaculifera, 1118 nucleotides. The record is from the annotation of a GenBank genome assembly. NCBI's taxonomy places the organism in Eukaryota, Viridiplantae, Chlorophyta, Chlorophyceae, Chlamydomonadales, Astrephomenaceae.